This is a messenger RNA of Didymodactylos carnosus, 2365 nucleotides long. NCBI's taxonomy places the organism in Eukaryota, Metazoa, Rotifera, Eurotatoria, Philodinida, Philodinidae. The record is from the annotation of a GenBank genome assembly.
CACUACUGCAAAACAAAAACGGUGAUAGAGACAAUAACAAGUAUAAUUUAUUCAUUUGUGCAUCUAGUCGAACAAUAGAAUACAAGGUCAAGUCCACUAUAAUGUAGUACCACAAAGAAUAUCAAUAUGUAUAAAAUUCUUGUACCUUUUCACCUACCUUGUCCAGAUAUGGGACUAAGUUUCCUAAUUAGUGAACAUUAAUGAGUUCAGAAAAGUUCCCAAAUCUUUUCAAGAUCUUGAUACAGAAUUUUCAAGAUAUGUCAGGCUCGCAUCCGUAGUAAAUCUUGAUCAAGUUCUUGAUCAAGAAAUUUCAAGAAGGAAAAUCUUUAAAGAACUUGUGUAGAUUUUGACUUUCUGCAAGACGUGGGUUGCGAGAGCUCGUCACGCUCCUGACACGAAUGCUUUAGUCUGCUUAGGUGUAGAUGUUUAAAAAAAACGAUUUCGGUUUUGAGCAUGAAAGCAGUUUUAAGAACUUUGAAAACUGUAGCCAUAUGCAGUGUUAUGCAAUGUCUGGUUACAAAAUUAUGAAAAACGUUAGUGGACUAAGUAUUUCUUAUAACUGCCGACAUGUAAGAGCUCAAAGAUUAUAAGAAGAAGCAUGAAAAUAAAAGCCAAUUUUUGAGUAUGGAUUUUUCGAAUCGUUUAAACGAGCGCUCAGUGACUUCUGUCGAAAAAGGCGAAUUACUGAUCUCUUCUACAUAUCGAGAUAUCGUGAACUCAAACUCCUUCUACAUGCAAAAUGAACGAUUUUUAUGCUAAGUUUACCUACCAGUACAGCAUCAACAUUAACAACAUCCACAGUACUUCAAGUAAGACUCAAUGUUUCAUAACAGUUAUAUAUAAAAUCUAAAUGUGCAUGUUUUCAAAGGAAAAUAAUCUAUUUCACUAUACAACAAUACUGUUUGAUUUGGGUUUUGUUUCAGCAAGAACAAGUAGUAUGUACAGAAUAUGAUGUUAUUUAAGCGCCUACAUGUGAAUCAAACUGGAAUUUUCUUUACUUAUUUGUUAUUUUUGUCAGGUCUCUAAAAUACAAAACAGCGGAUUGUUAAAAGCUUUUACAAAAAUCUUGAAAACAGUUUAUGUUAAAAACCGCUUCUAUGAACAGGAUGAUAUUUAAUACGAAAUGCCUAACUUGUCGCUUCACACUGUUUCAUAAUGGGUCUGAUCGGAUUUUAUAGACUAGGCUGAUUACUUUAUGCAGUUCUCCUCGCAGAUUAUUUUUGUGACCAAAGCAUCUUUUUUUACUAGCGCUUUUUGACAUAGAAAGUGCCUGAGACAAUCUUGUAUAUUCAGGUGAUUGAGAUGGUUAGGACGGUAAAAAAUGUCAUUUUUUCUAUAAGGUGCAUAGAAUCAGCCUAACCUAUAAAACCUGAUGAGACCCAUUGUGGAACACUGUGAAGCGACAAAUUAGGCGUUUCUUAUUAGAUAUCAUGGUAUUCAUACAAGCGGUUUUAAGAAAAACUUUUUGCAAGAGGUUUUAACAAUCCGCUUGUUUGCAGUCUAGACAUCUGUCAAAAGUACCCAAAACUGUUUCUCACCAAAAUAUUUUAGAGUAGGUUCUAUACAAUAUCUGAUAAAAAAACAACUGAUCAGCAGAAAAUAAAAUAUGAGAGUGCGACUAAAAUUUUCGAAGAAGAUAUAUCCAUCACCGAUGAGACAAUUCAUGAAUGUAUACCGCUCAUCCUCAUGUAAAAGUUUUAAUACGAAUGAUAUCCUAGAAUAUCACCACCUAGAAUUUCGUCAUCGGAAUUUCGACAGUCCAAAUUCCGAAGGAGUUUCACAGUAUUAUCGAAUAUUCAGAGCAAAGCCUCCAACAAUUUCGACAAUUGUCGAAAAUCAACAUGAUUUUCAAGAGCAAUAUUUCUUGUGGUUAAAGCGACAGUAGUUUUUGGAAAAACCUUAAUUUAAUGAAAAAUUAUCAGACUCAUGAGUUAUCGCCUUAACUCUUACCCUGGCGCGGGUGCUUUGCCGCUUAAAAUGUAGCAAGAUGCACUUUGAAAAAUUUUGCUUAAGGUUGCCACCCAGUAUGGUAUUUGAAUAUCCGGGUGCUAGUGAAAGGGUCAAAGGAUACGUUCUACAGUUUAACAACGCCGUGUUUGACCAAUAAAAAGUUGUAGCUUUGUUUGUUCUUGUAGAAUGUACUUCUUUGGGUCAAAUAAAUGUUACAUUUGACGAUUUGCCGCCAAUAACGCUUAAUGCACCAUUACCAUCGUCUAAUUAUAGAAAUUUAAUAUGGAUAAAAAUGUAUGCUGAUCAUUUCGCAGUACCAAAAGCAGAACCAGAGCCAGAACUACCACUUGUAUUAGUACCAGAAGCAGAACCAGAGCCAGAACUACCACUUGUAUUACUACCUGCUGGACAUUGA